CCAAUUAAUGAUGAUUUGAUUUGUUUUAGCACACUAGAAGGACAACACAUGGCAACACAGAAUUGCAGACCUUCGUUGUUAAUAUGCUGUGUGCUUCUGAUUGCUUUAUUGGCCGGAGGUGAAAGUCUCGCACCAAGAAUAAACAAGGAAAACUGUACGUACGCAGUUACAAUUGAAACAACAUGCACAAAGGGUGCCGAAACCUCAAACCACAUAAGGCUGAGAUUUGGUGACACAAACUCUAAUGACAUUGUGGUUCACCACCUAAACUCCAAGCACAUAAGAAGGGUGGAUCCGAUAGCGCCUGACGUCCUUGACGAUGUUCCCAGAAAACCAUUUCAAGCUUGCGUGGUGGAUGAGUUCCAAAUGAAGGGCCAAUGUGUCGACUCCCCGGUCUGCUACCUCUACCUCAAACUGUCUGGAACUGAUGAUUGGAGACCUGGUUUUGCACAAGUCCAUGUUUUGGAGGGGUCUCACUCCCAUCUCAGCUCGAAUUACUUCUACUUCCGCAGGUACUUGCCGCGCCAUGUGUGGCAUGGUUUGGAUGUGUGUGAUAAAGAGGUCACUCCAUUUGGGAUCAAACACAAGAGGAAAGUGUUUGCUAAAUAGCCAGUCAUGAAAAAAUUGGCUUGAACGCCAUGAUAUAAUUCAUCCUUAGUUACUUGUAUCAAACUUUUUCUCUCAACUUUUUUGUUGUUAUACCAUAUCAUAAAUACUGAGUAUUCAGAGAAUAACGAAGUUGUGGAAUUAACCCAUAUUUGUGAGAUAAAAGAAGAAGGGUACAGUAGCAUUGACAUUAGGGUCAACUGUCACUAAUAUAAAUAAUUUUAAUUGCAAUAGGGGGUCUUUUAGUUUUAA
Messenger RNA from Pyrus x bretschneideri (Chinese white pear), 858 nucleotides. RefSeq names its product embryo-specific protein ATS3A. The record is from RefSeq and is a predicted model, not a curated record. Gene Ontology annotation, molecular function: protein binding. NCBI's taxonomy places the organism in Eukaryota, Viridiplantae, Streptophyta, Magnoliopsida, Rosales, Rosaceae. Bases 49 to 609 code for a protein of 186 amino acids. The transcript is spliced from 2 exons.